GAGUGAAAGUACAAAUUUACCUGCAAACUCUCAUCAUCAACACUCACAUACAAAAACGAGAGAAGAAACUUUCAUUUCAUGAUUGCAUUUUUCUUCGGGUAUUCCUUUUCUUCGAGACAAAACAAAAGUAGAUUUUAAGAACCGUCAGAAGAUUGAGAAGAACCGGAAGUCUCUCUGUAGUCUGUAGACGAAAUACAAAAGAAGACAGUAAGUCUAUGUCGUAAAAUUAUAUUUUUCGGAUUUCCCCGAUGUAGCCUAUACAGUACUCCUUGUGACAAAAAGCACUCCUAUGUCCACCUCGCUUCUGUAUCAAAAGUAGAUUAUAUUCUUUUUCCUUCUUUUUACCAUUUGGUGUAUCUGAAGACUGGAAAGAAAAGCGUGGCAUUCUAAGAUUAUUAUUCAUACACAAAGAAGAAACAACUAAAAGAAUCGGAUAAAUGUCGUAAAAGUUUAGCACCUGGCACCUAACUGUCGAUCUGUUUUGCUUGUAAUCGACGCUGGCUGGAUUCUGGCUUCCAAUCCUUCAAUCCAGGUGAUGAGGAAAGUGUUGGGAGAUUGUACUUAAAACGUACUCUGUUUGCCGAUUUUUGCUUAUAUAUAAAGACUCUAACCCCCCACGACCUGAAAUGAAUUUAUGAGAUGUGCUAGGCGCAGUUUUUAAACAUUUUUCUCUGAGCACAGUACUUGACAUAUAUAAUAUUAUUAACAGAUCUAGGAUUCUAGGCAGGCCUAGAUCUAGAAUCUACAAAUAUAGACUCUAGAUAUAUAUCUAGAUUACACCUUUAACGGAACAACCGCGGAUGAGUAGAAUCUAGAUCUAUCUCACAAUAAAAAGAAAACAAUAAUAUAAAGAAAACAAAACGGAAAAGUACAAUAAGGCUCCUUGCAAUGUUCAUGUUUUCAAUGAGCCGGCAGUGUGCCAAGACUACACUUACUGUGGGUUCCAAAGUAGUGUCAGUAUCUGCUCCUCAGCCGACAAGACCACCAAAGUCAAAGAGUUGCUCUGUCUGUCAUCUCCAUUAUAAUGACAGGCCCGCUGACAGAUGCUGACAGUGGUGACCAAUCGCACAUCUCAACGUCCAGCACAGCAGCCACAGAAAGCAAGCCAGUGUCGGUCCAGACUGACAGAGUCGGCCAAGAUGGUAAUGAGACAUUUUCAGAUACUAUCGCAGCUGUUGUGUCGGCUAUCUUGGCCCUCGUAUUUCUGAUUGUGAUCGUCAGCAUAAUUCGUGUCAUCCGCAAGAGGAGACGUGAGCUGCAGGGGAACAGGAUGGGACAACCGGUGGUGCAUACCAUUAGCCCGCAGAUGUUUGGGGCCAACACGACUGUGUUCCGCAACGCCCAACAGGAAAACCCCGUCACGUGGGAGCCCGUGGUCUCUAGCUCAUCCUACAUACCCAGGUCUGCGGAACUGGACAACUCACUGUAUGGAUUUACUUCCCUUGACGUGCCGAGCGAGGACCAGGGAGCGACGGCAUCAUUACCCACCACAACAACAGCGACAACAUCAUCAAAUACCUUAGCUGUAGCAUCGACAUCAUCUCCUGCUAUAUGACAUCUUCAUCUAGGUCAAAUUAAUGUCUGUCUUAUGACGCGGUAUAAUCAGGUGCUUGUCAGUUUUUGGGCAUGUGGAGUAAUUUGUAUCAUCUUAACGUUUGUUCCUUUGUCUUGCUUUCCAUGAAAGAAAUAUCUCUCAAGAAUAGAAUAAUAGUCAAGAUAUUUGCGAUUGAGAGAGAUAAACUUGGCGAAAAAAUGGCCGCCAAAGUUUGGUGAUUUCUGUGGCUCUAGAGUCCGUAGAAUAUGAAAGUUUACAAUUUUUGUAUUUUUAAUUAACGUUUCUCGGUAAAAUCCACACAGAAAAUGU
Molecule: messenger RNA, 1864 nt
Organism: Aplysia californica (California sea hare)
Lineage: Eukaryota; Metazoa; Mollusca; Gastropoda; Aplysiida; Aplysiidae
Exons: 2
Coding region: 1025-1555 (176 amino acids)
Source: RefSeq, a predicted model, not a curated record